Molecule: messenger RNA, 1518 nt
Organism: Aspergillus alliaceus
Lineage: Eukaryota; Fungi; Ascomycota; Eurotiomycetes; Eurotiales; Aspergillaceae
Product: putative MFS transporter
Exons: 8
Coding region: 1-1518 (505 amino acids)
Biological process (GO): tripeptide transport; allantoate transport; transmembrane transport
Cellular component (GO): plasma membrane
Molecular function (GO): dipeptide transmembrane transporter activity; allantoate transmembrane transporter activity
Source: RefSeq, a predicted model, not a curated record
AUGGGUUCGACAAAGGAUCUCGAGACAAAUGUCUCGUCGCCUUCUAUCUCGUCUACAGGGUCGUCAGAGCUAGAUGAUAAUUAUGAAGUUUAUCAGCAAACCCGUGGAUUGGAAUACACGCCUGAGGAGGCGAAGAAUGUUCUGCGAAAGAUUGAUGCAAGGUUAAUGCCGCUUUUAUUUCUUAUAUACUUAUUGCAGUACCUUGAUAAAAACAGUCUAAACUUCUCGUCGGUCUACGGGUUGAAAGAAGGCACACAUCUGAAAGGGCAGGACUACUCAUGGCUGGGGUCCAUCUUCUAUUUUGGGUAUCUGGUCGCACAGUGGCCGGCGGGAUUGGCUCUUCAGAAACUCCCAAUUGGGAAGUUUUUGAGUACCACGACUAUUGUCUGGGGAGGUCUAUUGAUGACAACCCCGGCCUGCUACAACUUCGCCGGGAUCGCAAUCAACCGCUUCCUUCUCGGAAUCUCCGAAGCCGUCAUUAACCCCGGAUUCGUCCUCAUGAUGAGCAUCUGGUAUACCUCAAGCGAGCAGCCUCUGCGCCUGGAGACUUACUACUGCACGAACGGCAUUGCCACCAUGUUCGGAGGCCUCCUCGGCUACGCCAUCGGACACAUCACAACCGGCCUCCCCAGAUGGAUGUAUGUCUUCCUCAUCUUCGGCGCGGUGUCAAUUGUCAUCGGCAUUGCAUCCUUUCUUUUUCUCCCGGAUCUCCCAUCAACAGCCAAAUUCCUCACCGACCGCGAAAGAGCAAUUGCCGUCGACCGUGUGGCAGUCAACCGACAAGGUGUAAAAAACCACCAUUUCAAAUGGUACCAGGUCUGGCAGGCAGCCAGAGACCCCAAAACAUGGCUACUGUUUGUCAUGGCUAUUGGGGCCCAAAUUCCCAACUCUGCCUUGACUAGUUUCACCUCCAUCAUCGUCAAAUCCUUUGGUUUCGACACCCUCGGAACCCAAUAUCUCCAAAUCCCCGGCGGAGCCGUCCAAUUCCUCACCCUUCUCUUCGGAGGUGUAGUUGCGACGAGAUUCAGCGACAAGUUCCAUUCGAGAUUCGCGUGUAUGAUAUUCGCCAACUUGGUUUGCAUCAUCGGCUCGGGGCUGCUCGUCGGCCUGCCGGACUCGAAUAAGUGGGGUCGUCUUGUUGCGCUCUGGCUGUGUUAUUUCCAAGGACUGGGAUUCAGUAUGAGUCUUACCGUCGUGAGUUCAAAUAUUGCCGGAUACACAAAGAAACAAGUGACGGGUGCCCUACUUUUUACGGGGUACUGUGUGGGAAACAUCAUUGGGCCGCAGACGUUUAAGAGCAGUGAGGCACCGGGGUAUCAUAGUGCCUAUAUUGCGAUGUUGGUUGGGUACGCGGUUAAGCUGACAUCGAUUACCGCUCUCUACCUUUAUAUGUAUUUGGAGAAUAAGAGAAGGGAUCGGGAAGAAUCUAACUUUGAGGGCGAUGAGAGUAAUGGUGUCGAAAAGGGCAUGCUGGAUCAAACGGAGAUCGACAACAAGACGUUUCGCUAUGUUUUAUAG